Messenger RNA from Myzus persicae (green peach aphid), 1766 nucleotides. RefSeq names its product mitochondrial import inner membrane translocase subunit TIM44. The transcript is spliced from 6 exons. Gene Ontology annotation, biological process: protein import into mitochondrial matrix. Gene Ontology annotation, cellular component: mitochondrial inner membrane. The record is from RefSeq and is a predicted model, not a curated record. Gene Ontology annotation, molecular function: protein-folding chaperone binding. The coding region runs from base 231 to 1457 and encodes 408 amino acids. NCBI's taxonomy places the organism in Eukaryota, Metazoa, Arthropoda, Insecta, Hemiptera, Aphididae.
GACGAAACCUUACAUAGACAGUGUCGCGCCCCAUUCGUAAUCGUCUGGAAAUCAUGUUUUAAUGUUCCUUAUCAUUUUUGUUUCAUUAUCACCUCGCUCCGAUUCACUUCACCGUCGUCCAUCCGGUCCGGCGAUCCAUGUUUCUUAAAUUAUUAAACAUUUUUUUUCUUCUCAAAUGUGUGACUUUUAAAAGUUUAUAUUAAUAAAUACAAACACCAAAAACACCAACCAUGUAUUCUGUUUGGCGACAGUAUCAAUAUGUCUAUAGAAAUACACAUUGCCUGAAGUAUUAUUCAACUUCACCUCCUCAGAAACCAAAUUUUGUCAUGCAACUGAUCUAUAAUAUUAGAGAUGAGAUUUCUAAAAGCAAAGAGAUGAAAAAAAAUUUGGAACAAUUUCGUGCUGAAAAAAAGAAAUUGGAAGAAUCUGAUAACUUAAUUAAAGCUAGACAGAAAUUAAACACAAUAGAAUCAGAAACAUUCAAAGUGACUCAACAAGCUAAAAAUGUUGUUAAUGUUGUUAUGACUUCAGUUAAGAAAAAAGUAAAUGAAGCUAGUGAAUCUGAUUUGGCAAAAAAAGCAGGACUAUUAAGUGGAAGUAUAAGCAAAACAGUACUGGAAAGUGGAACAAAAAUUGGUCAGUCUGGUCCUGUCAAGACUUUUUCUAGUACUGCUGAAGCUAUUUCAGCACAAAUAGAAAGUGAUACUUCAUUAAAUUCACAUGUUUAUAAAGCACCAAAAACUUUAAGAAAACGGUCAGACUUGGGUCACCAGGGAACAGUUGUUCCUAAUGAAACAGAGACUGGUAUUACUGUUCAUAAAGACUCAAUGAUAUAUGAAAGUUGGAAAAAAUUCAAAUCUGAAAAUGUAUUUAUGCAAAAAUUAUCAGACCUAAAAGAACGGUUUGAUGACAGUGAUCAUGUUUUAGCAAGAGCUACACGUUCAGUAACUGACACUUUAUCAUCAGUAUUUCAUAAUGCUGAAAUGUCAGAUGUAGUAACAGAAUUGUGUCGUGUUGAACCUGAUUUCAGUUUAGUAAACUUUAUCCGUCAGUGUGAAACUGAUAUCAUACCAAAUGUGCUAGAAGCUAUAGCACGGGAAGAUCUAAUCAUUUUGAAAGACUGGUGUUUUGAAGCGCCUUAUAGAGUACUAUCACAUCCUGUUACUGAGCAUCGACAAAAAGGUCAUCAAACAUACUGCAAAGUACUAGAUGUACAUAAUGUAGAUGUUGUUACUGGAAAAUUAAUGGAACACGGACCUGUAUUAAUAAUAUCAUUUAGUGCCCAACAAAUCAUGUAUAUUAAAGAUGUGAAUGGGUUAAUCAUUGAAGGAGAUCCUCAUACUGUUAUCAGAGUGAUGUAUACUUGGGCAAUGUGUAGAGAUGUUAAUGAAGUAAAUCCAAGAGCUGCAUGGAAAUUAUUAGACAUAGCAGCAAAUUCCAGUGCACAGUUGUUGUAAACUGUAAUUAUAAGUUUAAGAUUAUUUGUGACAAAAUAUUUUAUUUCUCAAAUAUUCUUACUGUUUAAGUAAAUUUCUGUUUAAUAUUUGAUCAAUUAUUGUUCAAAGUUAACAAAGAACUGUAUUAUAUUAAGGUCAUACCUUAAUGUGUUGUUACUUAUUUAGUAAAAUUCUAGUUGGUUUUUAUUAUUUCAACGUGAAUUUGAAAGAAAUCCUUUUUUCCAUACAAUUUGUCUUUCAACAGCUAUUUAUAAAGAAGUAAUCCAGGAAAAUUGUAUGUACUUAAUGUCUUUAUUGGAAGAUCAAAAA